Messenger RNA from Phacochoerus africanus (Common warthog), 1424 nucleotides. RefSeq names its product programmed cell death 2 (gene PDCD2). The transcript has 6 exons. NCBI's taxonomy places the organism in Eukaryota, Metazoa, Chordata, Mammalia, Artiodactyla, Suidae. Bases 52 to 1086 code for a protein of 344 amino acids. Gene Ontology annotation, cellular component: cytoplasm; nucleus. The record is from RefSeq and is a predicted model, not a curated record.
GCGACGACUUCCGCUUUCAGCAGCUGUUCCAGCGACUUGCUGCUUGUGUCCAUGGCAGAUACCAGCACCGGGCAGGUCGAACUGGGCUUCGUGGAGGCGGCGCCUGCGUGGCGGCUGCGCAGCGAGCAGUUCCCCAGCAAGGUGGGCGGCCGGCCGGCGUGGCUGAGCGAGGCUGGGCUGCCGGGGCCCACGGAGCUGGCCUGCUCGCUGUGCGGCCACCCGCUGGCCUUCCUCCUGCAGCUGUACGCGCCGCUGCCCGGCCGCGCCGACGCCUUUCACCGUGGCCUCUUCCUCUUCUGCUGCCGGACGCCGCCGUGCUGCGUUGGCCUGCGCGUUUUUAGAAAUCAGCUCCCCAGGAGAAAUGACUUCUACUCCUUUGAACCACCUUCUGAGGAUCCUCCCCCAGAGACAGGAGAAUCCCUGAGCCUGCAGCUCAAGUCUGGUGCUCAUCUCUGCAGGGUUUGUGGCUGUUUAGGCCCCAAAACGUGCUCCAGAUGUCACCAGGCACAUUAUUGCAGUAAGGAGCAUCAGGCACUGGACUGGAGAUCAGGACAUAAGCAGGCUUGUGCACAACCAGAUAAUUUGGACAAUACAAUUCCAGACCACAACUUCCUUUUUCCAGAAUUUGAAAUUGUAAUAGAAACAGAAGAUGAGAUUAUGCCUGAGGUUGUAGAGAAAGAAGAUGAAUCAGAGAUUACAGGGAGCAUGGGUGAAGCACCUGAGGAAGAAUUGGAUUCCAUGGCAAAGCAUGAAUCUAGGGAAGAUAGAAUUUUCCAGAAGUUUAAAACUAAAAUAUCCCUUGAACCAGAACAGAUUCUCAGAUACGGCAGAGGGGUUGCCCCCAUCUGGAUCUCUGCUGAAAAUAUUCCUCAAGAAAAGGAUAUUCCAGAUUGCCCCUGUGGUGCCAAGAGAAUAUUUGAAUUCCAGGUCAUGCCUCAGCUGCUCAACUACCUGAAGGCUGACAGGCUGGGCAGGAGUGUUGACUGGGGCGUCCUGGCCGUCUUCACCUGUGCUGAAAGCUGUGGAUUGGGCGCUGGCUACACAGAGGAAUUUGUCUGGAAGCAAGAUCUACUAGACACAGCUUAAACACAAUGUUGGAAAGCCUUCGGAAUCUCUUAGACCUUGCAAUUCCAUCUCUAGGACUUUAUCCUGAGAAAAUAAUUAUGCUAGAGAUACACAAAGAUGUUUUAGGUCUUGUUUACAUUGUCUUUAGACUGGGAAAAAAUACCCAAUGACAGGGAAUUAAGUAAAUUUUGGUGCAUCUAUCCAGCAGGAUAUGCUAUGCAGUCUGAAUGAUACAGAUAUAUCAAUUAAGAUAUAUCCAGGUAUUCGUAGUGUGAUCAUAUUUUCACAGAAAUAUUUAUACCUGUGUAUGUGUACAAAAGAUAAUCUACAAAGAUAAACACUAGAUGUGAAUUGGUUAA